CAACACUUGCGAUGCACGGACCUUGACACAUGACUGCCCCAUCUAUUAGGAUGACUUGUUUCACUUUGACCGUAAAAUCUAUUUCCACCCGGCGCACACUCGAAAAGCAGAUCCAGUACUCCUCGCAUAUUGACAGCAAUGAAACCGCGAACUCAAGGCGCAGACAGGAAAAGCAGAUCCGGUUCUCUUCGUAAUUUGACAACAAUGUAUCCUCGAACUACGAUAUGUGGUUUUCUACUAGCAGUUCUUUUAUUUUAUUUCCAGGGUUUUCGAUGCCCAGGUGGUCUCUGCUCUCCGGUGCCCAGAUUGCAGGAAAUUGAACCCUCCAGUGCUCGAAGCUUCCGAGAAUCCGGUUGGAAGCAGAAGAGUGAUUCAGUUCACGAGCUGAGCUCUGCAUCAGAAAAACGAACCGACGUUGUCUUCUUAAAUGGUCUUCGGCUAGGGCCAGCGCAUGAAGCGCAUCUAUCAAGUUGGAAAUCUCGAUCUAAGACAGGAGAAGUAUGGUUGAUUUGGCUUCACGAAGACAACCCUAGCUUGCGUAUACUUGCAGUCUCCUACGACGCCAGCAUGAAGAAGGAUAGCAAAAAUGGGAGAAUGGAUAUAUUUCAAGUAUCAGAGAAUUUGUUGCAGGAGCUGAUAAUGGCACGUGUUGGUAAAACCGGACCAGUCAUUUUCGUUGGAAACAGUUUUGGAGGAAUAAUCGCAAAAGAAAUUUGUCGACAAGCUCACCUAACUAGGAGCCUUGGUGAGAAUAUUCCAGCGGAAACCACUCUUCUUCACAACCUGAGAGGCCUAUUUUUCUUCGGAGUGCCUCAUCGUGGAAGCUCAUUCACAGAUGUUCUAGAAGAAAUCAACUUCGAGAAAGGAGAGCUGGUUGACUACGUGAAGGUGUUCAGCAAAGACUUGGCAAGACUCAAUCAUGUUUUUGACCGUCUUUGUGAAAAGUACGAGUGGAGAGUUGCAGGCGUGGGUGAAUCGUUACCUACGCUUCUGCCAAACGGUUUCAGCGGAGUCAUAGUUGACGAGGCGUCUGCAAGAUAUAGAGAUUUCAUCAUGGUCAACGAAGACCACUUUUCAAUCUGCCAACCAGCGAGUAGAACUAGCACUUCGUAUCUGCACUUACUUAACUUCAUUGAUGAGAUUCAUGUCAAGGUCAGGAAUACUGCAACAGAUGAGCAAGAACUGCCCAAGAUACAUGUACAACGGUCGGUGAAACGUCCAGAUUUGGGAUGUUGGUGGAUGGAAGGAGUUGCGGAAGCCACAAUUUGGGAAGCUCUUUUCUAUUGUCUAUUGCAAUUGAUAAAAGAUUGGAAUUAACACAAGUUACAAAACUUGAAGUAAUAACACUAGAAUCGAGAGAACGUAUAAUAGUUUACUCGAAGCUCAGGCAUAAAUGGUGUUGAGGAGAGUGCUGAUGUCCCGUCUCUAACAUCACCUCCCCCAUUUCAAACAAAU
Molecule: messenger RNA, 1455 nt
Organism: Marchantia polymorpha subsp. ruderalis
Lineage: Eukaryota; Viridiplantae; Streptophyta; Marchantiopsida; Marchantiales; Marchantiaceae
Source: the annotation of a GenBank genome assembly